CCGACCUUCCCAACUAGCAUCGCAACCAUUGACGAUCGCCUCAAGUCAGCCAGCAUACCACAUACCGACCGCCAUGGAGUACGAACCGACAGCCGACGACGCAAAUGUCGACCUCGCCGGACCCGGCCUGCACGGCAAGCUGGAAUGCCGCGUGACGGACCCUCAGAAAGAGAACGAGGGCACACAGAACCCCUUCAUCUCCUACCUCGUCACCACCGACACAGACUUCAAGUCCUUUGUCAACCAGCACUCUCAGCUGCGCCGCCGCUUCACAGACUUUGUCUUCUUGCAAAAACACCUCACACGCGAAUACCCGCAAUGUGCCGUGCCGCCGCUGCCCGACAAGCACAAGAUGGAAUAUGUUCGCGGCGACCGCUUCGGCCCUGACUUCACUGCCCGUCGCGCACACGCUCUGAACCGCUUCUUGAACCGCCUCGCCUUACAUCCCGUCCUUCGUCGCGCUGCCCUGCUCGCCCAGUUCCUCGAAAGCGACUCAUGGAACUCGACCAUGCGUUCCCGAGCCGCCCGUGGCAUGAGCACUGGUGAGGCCACCGCUCCGAGCGUACUGGAAACAUGGACAGACAGCUUCCUGAAUGCAUUUGCCAAAGCACACAAGACAGACCGCCGCUUUGUCGAUGUUCGCGAACGUGCCGACAAGCUCGACGACGACCUCUCCACCGUUGCCAAAUCAGUCUCUCGCCUCGCACGCCGCGAAUCUGAUCUUGAAGGCGACUACGGAGAUCUAGCAACACAAUUCCAGAAACUCGCCCAGCUGGAACCUGGCGUGCAAAAUGAGCUCACCAGCUUUGGAUCAAGCAUACAAUCAAACUCGCAGGCAUGGAAAGACUUGCGCGAAUACACCGAUCAAGACUAUCUUGGCAGUCUACGUGACAUGGAAGCCUACAUUGCCUCUGUAAAAGCACUCCUCAAGACGCGCGAACAAAAACAACUCGACUUUGAAGGCUUGUCCGAAUAUCUGACCAAAGCCGCUAGCGAACGCGAUCAUCUCGCUUCUGGACCCAGCAUGGGCGCCUCUGGCUUCAUACGUGCCAAAAUCGAAGACGUACGCGGUGUAGAUCACGAAACGGCGCGCAAGGAACGCGUACGCAAGCUCGAGCUCCAAAUCGAACGUCUGCAGAAUGAAGUCGAGACGGCAAAGAAGACGAGUGAGGCCUUCGAUAUUGAAGUGGUCAAGGAGGUGGAUGACUUUGAACGUAUCAAGGCGACCGAGUUCCGCGAGACGUUGGGUGGGCUUGCGGAUGCCAAUUGCGAGUACUUCCGCUCUACUAUCGAUACGUGGCAGAAGUUUAUCGAUCAAUUGGAGCGCGAGCAAAGGGAGUCUACGACGAGUAGUUGAAAGAUCGAGUGAUAUUCUUGAUUCGAUACUACAAGUUUGAAGGGGAGGCCUUUUAGACCCGAGUGGCUUGGGAGAGAUACUAGAUAACGAGGAUAACCUGAAUGUGUAAUUAUGAUAAGCCCUUUUUUUCGUUGUUGUAAAAUGAGCGUGUUGAAUAGAAUAGGCAAAGGUGACAUUUUCUUGCCCAGGGUUCAGAGCUCAGCUUUCUGUCUCUUUGCUUUCCUGAGAUCCGCUUGUAGUACAAUCAUUGAUAUCAGAAUCCAUGCUCCCCCCAAUUUUCCAAAACCAUGCCACGCUAAGAAAGGCCCAUUUCUUCAUUCAGGUGCUGCAGGUGCUCAAUCGUCAAAGAAUGAAGCAUUACCAACCUCUGGAUCAUAAUUCUCAUGUCUAGCCUCCUUGAAUC
Molecule: messenger RNA, 1760 nt
Organism: Aureobasidium subglaciale EXF-2481
Lineage: Eukaryota; Fungi; Ascomycota; Dothideomycetes; Dothideales; Saccotheciaceae
Exons: 1
Coding region: 74-1357 (427 amino acids)
Biological process (GO): cytoplasm to vacuole targeting by the Cvt pathway; autophagy
Cellular component (GO): cytoplasm; phagophore assembly site
Molecular function (GO): phosphatidylinositol binding; protein binding
Source: RefSeq, a predicted model, not a curated record